AUGCGAGCCGCCCAGUAUAAUACUGUCCUGAACAAGGUCGAGGUUAAUGAGGUCCCGAUUCCCGAGCCCGGGGAGGACGACGUUCUCAUCAAAAAUGCUUGCGCUUCUCUAUGUCAUUCUGAUUUGAUGCUUUUCUGGGGUCAUACAGCGGAGAAGCCCCCGAUGGAGAAGGUUACGAUUGGACAUGAGAAUACCGGCACUGUUGUUGCUAUGGGAAGCAACGUGCAAGGGUUCAAAGUCGGGGACCCAGUCGGAUGUCUUGGAUGCAGUUACGCGUGCUAUGAGUGCGAAGGAUGCCGCGUUCACAAUCUCCACUGCGUAAAAGGGAGUGGCCGCCUCCAUGGAUUUACUACCCAUGGUCACUUUGCAGAGUAUUCGAUAUCGGAUUAUCGGAAUGCCAUGGUGCUUCCAGAUGGCAUGGAUCUCUUUUCUACGGCUCCCUUGUUCUGUGCUGGAAUAACAGCAUACCACGCGGUCAACAAAUGCGGACUGCAGGCAGGAGACUGGAUUACGAUCAUUGGGUGUGGGGGGCUGGGCCAUUUGGCAAUCCAAUAUGCCAAGGCAAUGAAGUUGCGAAUCAUUGGUAUCGAUAUCUCUGACUCUCAGUUGGAAAACGCCAGGGCUCUGGGCGCAGACCUUACUUUCAACUCCGCCUCAAAUCCGAGCUAUACAGAAGAAAUAUUGCAAAAGACCAGUGGUGGUGCACAUGCUGCUGUUGUGCUGAGCGCAUCAAAUGCUGCAUAUCAAAGUGCGCCAAAUGUUUUGAGAAUCAACGGAUUAUUAAUGGUUAUUGGUAUACCCAAGGAGAAUUUGUCGAUUAAUGCUCUUGACAUCCUUCUUGGCAAGUAUCGCAUUAUGGGCGCAAGCAGUGGCACACCGCAACAGAUGCGUGAGCCUAUCGAGUUCAGCUACAAACAUGGUAUAAAAGCACACCUGAAUACCUUCAACAACAUCAUGGACAUACAAAAAAUGAUUAAGUUAAUGGAAAAUGGUAAGACGGCUGGCCGGUUUGGAAUUGUUUUCUAG
This is a messenger RNA of Aspergillus glaucus CBS 516.65, 1026 nucleotides long. Its product is annotated as zinc-dependent alcohol dehydrogenase. The record is from RefSeq and is a predicted model, not a curated record. The transcript is spliced from 7 exons. NCBI's taxonomy places the organism in Eukaryota, Fungi, Ascomycota, Eurotiomycetes, Eurotiales, Aspergillaceae. Bases 1 to 1026 code for a protein of 341 amino acids. Gene Ontology annotation, molecular function: oxidoreductase activity; zinc ion binding.